Molecule: messenger RNA, 1076 nt
Organism: Colletotrichum destructivum
Lineage: Eukaryota; Fungi; Ascomycota; Sordariomycetes; Glomerellales; Glomerellaceae
Exons: 1
Coding region: 3-491 (162 amino acids)
Source: RefSeq, a predicted model, not a curated record
UCAUGUUCGAACGAAUGCACGAAGCGCCUUAUACGAUCGAACUGACUGAUGAGACCAUGAAGCUCGACGCCGCUCUAUUCUACCAGGACGCUUGGGCCGACCCGAACUACACGAUGAGUGACUGGGAUGACGAGUCGGUCUGGACGUGGGGAACCAAGGGCAUGGUGAACUUUGGCAUGAUGAGCUUGGCUAGCUUGACCGGUGGCUUGACUGAGGACAAACCUACGAACGAUGCUUGCUCCGACGCAUCGACUACCUUCACCGGUGGCGUCGCCGAAAAGGAGCCCAUCGACGAAGGCUGUUCCGCCUUCUCGUCGAUGCAUUCGCUCGAGCGCGUCCCGACAGAUGAGGUCAUCAACGGUGGCCUCUUCAUCAUAGUGGGCUCGGACACGCUGGAGCUCUCUUCAGCUGAGAACGGCGGACUUCUGAACCACAAUCGGCAGCACCACCAGGCAAACCAUCAGCUCAAGAUCCAGUUGAAGAAAUCAUAAAUUCGGUAGAACUUUCUCCAUCUCCCGACUACAAGAACAGAACGAACGAAUCGUUUUUGGCGAAAGAAACCCAAAGCUUUAUGACGACAACACGAAUCCUUUUCUGUACUUGUACUACGACCUUUAUUUUUUACCCCUUUUUCUCCAAUAUCUUCGCUUCGCAUUGUCGCUCGUGCUGCAAUCGGCAUUUGCAUACUCUGCUUUCGGCGUCAAGGGGGAGGAGUCGGUCAAGGACAAACUUGCAUUCAACAGCGGUUAAGAGAGUUAAAGAGGGAAUGAAACGAAACUUAUGGAGAGAUGAUUUCUCACGCAGCAAUUCAAUUGGUUGGGAAGGCUCCGGGGGGGAACAAAUCGGCGUAAAUGGAUUGGAACGAAGGACAAGAGGACAAAGAGAAAGUGGCAUUGAGAGUCCAUUAUAUAGGCCCACUUGGACUUCCAACCCAACACUCUCAGUCUUCGUAAUUCUAAUCAGUCUCAAGGCCAUUUCUUGGCCCUAAGGUGACGGUUGCUUGUACAGGAUGAAAGCAUAUCUGCCAAUAAGCAAAUAGGACCUGCACAUGUGAAUGGCAUGAAGUAGUGAUACCA